Messenger RNA from Aspergillus campestris IBT 28561, 582 nucleotides. RefSeq names its product Rho family GTPase CDC42 (gene cdc42). The record is from RefSeq and is a predicted model, not a curated record. The coding region runs from base 1 to 582 and encodes 193 amino acids. Gene Ontology annotation, biological process: small GTPase-mediated signal transduction. Lineage: Eukaryota; Fungi; Ascomycota; Eurotiomycetes; Eurotiales; Aspergillaceae. Gene Ontology annotation, molecular function: GTPase activity; GTP binding. The transcript has 4 exons.
AUGGUUGUGGCUACGAUUAAGUGUGUGGUGGUUGGUGACGGUGCGGUCGGAAAGACAUGUCUCUUGAUUUCUUACACGACGAACAAAUUCCCUUCGGAAUACGUGCCUACGGUCUUUGAUAAUUAUGCUGUUACUGUUAUGAUCGGUGAUGAACCGUAUACGCUGGGUCUCUUUGAUACCGCCGGUCAGGAGGAUUACGAUCGUCUCCGCCCGCUGUCCUACCCUCAGACCGACGUCUUCCUCGUCUGCUUUUCCGUCACCUCCCCCGCCUCCUUCGAAAACGUCCGCGAGAAGUGGCUCCCCGAGGUCCGACACCACUGCCCCGGCGUCCCCUGCCUCAUCGUCGGCACCCAGACCGAUUUGCGCGAUGACCCCGGCGUGAGGGAGAAGUUGGCUCGCCAAAAGAUGCAGCCCAUCCGAAAGGAGGACGGCGAUCGCAUGGCCAAGGAGUUGGGCGCCGUCAAAUACGUCGAAUGUUCCGCCCUGACUCAGUACAAGCUCAAGGAUGUCUUUGACGAGGCCAUCGUCGCGGCGUUGGAGCCUCCCGUCAAGAAGAAGAGGCCCACCUGUUUGCUGUUGUAA